AUGGAGACUGUCCCCGAAAGCGAGGAAAUGGCCCAGCCUUUCUGCAUUGGCCAGCAUGAAACAAACCGGUUGGCACCUGUGACUCUUCGCUCAGUUCAAUGUGCCCAUGCAAGCAAUUAUGACAUGCUGACAGCCUCCAUAACAACAUCUCAAUUCCAUUCUCGGGUCCUUUCUCUGCUUUCGUCCCAUUUGUCUUCAUUAGGCCCACCUGCUCGUGAUGCAGUUGGAACUUAUCAUACUUCUCGCAAUACGAAAAUUCUCACUUUGCCCCCUCUGUCGGCUGUGGACACGUCUCUCACUCCGGAUGAAUCAACUAGCCAGGUGGUAGGAAUCACCAGCUCUUGGAUUGACAUAUGUUCUCCAGACCCUCUAAUUGCAGACGUUUCUCGUCAAGUACUGAUGCUAGAGGUUGCAUAUGCCGCGUUUUGUGGUAUUAACUACUUGGUCAUUCCGGGUCCUAGGCUGCAUCACGGGGCGAUUCACUCCGAAGGCUUGAUGUAUUACUCCCGGGCAGUGCAAGAAGCCUUGAGCCUUGCUCCUUACAUUCAGAUUCACAUAUGGAUGAAAAUGGUGGAUAAUCCAGAGGCGGAGGUCAUUGCAAUGGGCGAACUUGCCCCCUUUGCAAGGGAAGAGUUCUUAGCCCCUGAUGGUGAUAUUUCCACAAAGAUCGAUCUUUUUGGAACUUGGGAUGCUUGGGAAAUAAUUAGGACUACCUGCAAAUACCACUCGAGACUCCUUAUUGCUCUGGCUCUUCCGAAACAGCUUCCACCGAUACAGGUUCAAACUAGAUGGUUUUCAGAGCCUGUCCACCUUCUGACUAUUGAAGGCGCAUCGUUUAUCAAGAAUCAAAAAGGGUAUCCGGUGCUUUCUAGGGCUCACCAAGCAUUGAUCUCUAGGUUCAUGCGUUUGCGCACACCUCCUUGGAUUCUUCUUUGUGAUGUUGGCCCCGUCCCUGGUUUGGAAGAUGAUGACGAACUUCCGACUGGCGAUUCUUCAACAGAUAAAUCGAACUUUCCCACUAUUACGCAGGCAAUGAGUCAAGGCAAGAAAAACCAAGAUCCCACUCCCCACCUGUCAUACAUUAGAAACCUUCAACAACGGCAGCCUCCUCGAACUCCUAUCGAACGGUUCGGCACUGGAUACCAAGAUUACCUACAAGCGCCGUUGCAACCAUUGACUGUCAACUUAGAGAGUAUCACCUAUGAAGUGUUUGAAAAGGAUCCAAUCAAAUAUGCCUGGUAUGAACGAGCAGUUGCCAAGGCGCUGAAUGAUUGGAUGGAACAGAAGAAGCCUACAUCGAGCCCAGACGGCAAAGUUGUCGUCGCUGUGGUGGGAGCUGGACGGGGUCCUUUGGUAACGCGUGCCCUGCGCGCAAGUGCAGAGACAGGUGUCAAAAUUGAGAUGUGGGUGGUCGAGAAAAAUCCAAACGCUUUUGUCCUGCUCCAACGUCACAAUGAAACUAUCUGGAAUGGUGCCGUCAACCUGGUCAAAUCAGACAUGCGCAGCUGGAAGGGCCCCCGUAGGGAGAUACAGCCUCUGCAGUCACAAGUCCCAGUUGGAGAAACGCUGGGCCUCGAUAACUCGCUACUCUCAGCAAGUACAGGGCAAGAUGAUGUUCCCGGUGAAAUGAAGCAUACGCCUGUUGACAUUAUCAUUUCUGAAUUGUUGGGUUCCUUCGGAGACAACGAGCUUUCUCCAGAGUGCUUGGACGGUGUUACGCACUUGUUAAAUCCUGUGCAUGGGAUCUCAAUCCCGGCGUCUUAUUCAGCACAUCUGACACCUAUUGCCGCACCGAAGCUACAUGCAGACAUAUCUUCUCAAAAGAUAUCCAACCCUGCUGCUCCAGAAACUCCUUAUGUGGUUAUGUUGCAUGCAAUAGACUAUCUUUCAACAGCACCGGCUUCAGCAUCAACAAGUCCACAUGGCCAUCUGAGCAGCAGCAUAGGCAGUAACAGUGGAGCUGGUGCAAGGGGAUCGACUUCAACACCGCCACCCGUUUUCGAACCACCCAGCCCUAUCGUACACACUGCCUGGUCAUUUUCCCAUCACAACCCCAACAUUCUCGUUCAGUCUACUUCUUCGUCGACGAUAGCCAACGAGCAUAAUGCGCGCCAAACUCGCCUCUCCUUCCCUUGUCAAAACCGGGGAUUUUGCCAUGGAUUGGGCGGUUACUUUGAAACCGUGCUAUAUGGUGAUGUUGAACUGUCUACGAACCCAGUGACAAUGGAAAAUAAAAGUGAUGGAAUGAUCAGCUGGUUCCCGAUAUUUUUCCCAUUGAAGACACCUCUAUUCGUCCCGGACAAUGGCGAAGUGGUUGUUACCAUGCUCCGUCAAACAGAUAACCGGAAAGUAUGGUAUGAGUGGAUGGUAGAAGUCUUCCGGCUAGAGCGCGUAUCCAAUUUCGCGGGCGUGUCUAGUCCUCACCGCAGCACCACUCCUGUAAUGAGUGGUGCUAGAGUUGACUCUCCAGGACCGGGAAAACUUGAGAGAAAGGACAGUUACUACAACAAUAAUAACAGUAAUGGGUAUCGCCGGAUUCGAGUCGGAAUAAGUGAGAUGCAUUCAAGUAUAAAGGAAGGAUGCUUGAUGUAA
Molecule: messenger RNA, 2592 nt
Organism: Talaromyces rugulosus
Lineage: Eukaryota; Fungi; Ascomycota; Eurotiomycetes; Eurotiales; Trichocomaceae
Exons: 4
Coding region: 1-2592 (863 amino acids)
Biological process (GO): peptidyl-arginine N-methylation; regulation of DNA-templated transcription
Cellular component (GO): cytosol; nucleus
Source: RefSeq, a predicted model, not a curated record